Scophthalmus maximus (turbot) is the source of this 788-nucleotide messenger RNA. RefSeq names its product heat shock protein 30-like. Bases 78 to 668 code for a protein of 196 amino acids. The transcript has a single exon. Lineage: Eukaryota; Metazoa; Chordata; Actinopteri; Pleuronectiformes; Scophthalmidae. Gene Ontology annotation, biological process: response to heat; protein refolding. Gene Ontology annotation, molecular function: protein folding chaperone. The record is from RefSeq and is a predicted model, not a curated record.
UCCCACUGCUGAGACAGAAAGCAAACACACAAAGAAUCACACAACAAGAGGACACAACUCUAAAACAGUCUCUGAAGAUGCUGUGCACUCAUGGAUUCCAGUCGGCCCUCGGUCCAGUCGUGGACUUCUACUGGCCUGUACGCAGCCUGUGGCCAGAGGUCAAACCUCUGCUCUGCCAGCAGCAUCUACUGCAGAGAAACCUACAGGAGCUGCACGGCCGUCUGGAGCUGAUGGACAAACUUCAACAGCACAUCCUGCAGCCAGUCUCCUUCCAGCUGGAGAAAGAGGGGGGGCACUUCGGCCUGACCCUGGACACUCGAGGCUUUUCCCCAGAGGAGCUGUCCGUCAGGCAGGUGGGCCGGAAGCUGAGGGUCAGCGGGAAGACGGAGGAGAAGCAGGUCGACGACGGCGACGGGAAAGGCUCCUGCUCGUACAGACUGCAGGAGUUCAGACAGGAGUUUGAUCUGCCCGAGGGGCUGAACCCCGAGGCCGUCACCUGCCGCCUGGCUCCAGACGGGAAGCUCCACAUCCAGGCCGCCAGAGCUCCGCGUGCCGAGGAGGCCGAGAGAGAGCUGACUGUCGAGAGGAGCACGGAGGGGAAAACCCAGCAGAGUGUGUGUUCACACACAUCAGAAGACGGCAGCACUGAGACAGACGACAGAACCUGAACACAUGGAUUGAUCUCAGUGUUGCUGUACUAAUGUGCAGGAAAAGUUUUUAUAAAAGUGUUUUAUGAUAAAUGAGUUUGUCAAAUGGAAGUGUAAACAAUAAAUGCAUUGAAAUUGAAA